GUCCAAAAUUCAGGUACGAAACGUUUGUCGUGCGAAAGUCUAGUUAAAAGGUCAAGGUUACCGGAUGUUUAUAUCGGAAAAUAAACUUGUGCUGACUCGAUGGCAAUAUUCUAUAUAUUACAUAACUAAGUAAGAAGAAUUGUUUGAAGACAUUAUAAGCCAUCAUGGACCAUUCUCUACUAGAUUCUAAUUUGGAUGAUAAGGAGGCAAUGUUUAAUCAGCUUCUCAUGAAUGCUGCUGCAGAAGAUCCAAAUUUGAUAUCAGAAUUGAGCAAACAAAUACCUACUACACAAGUUAGACCAGUACCUGGAUUUUGCUUGAAAACUAAAACCAACAAGAAUGAAAAGGUUUUUGUGAAUGUCUGCAAAGCUGAUAAUGUGCCUGCACCAAAAGACAUCUCUGACGAGGAACUAAUUAAGUUAUUGGAAUCUGAUGAUCCUACGGGGUACAGAGUUCCCAUGUCUAUAGGAGAACCUCAUGCAGAAAUAGAUAAAUCAAAUCAGGGUUGUACUGCUUAUGAUGUGGUUGUCUCCCCUGUUUUCAUGGAUAAGAUGGCUGCCAGUGAAUUAUUCAAAACAUUUUUCUUGACAGUAAUGAUGGAAGGAUUAGAGGAUAAAUAUGAUACACAACUAAGUAGAGAAUGGGUAAUAUUAAAAAACAGACGUUUUGUUGGGACAUUACAGGAACAGAAUGUGAGAACACAAUCCAAGCCAGUCAUUGAGGAAGUGAACAAGUAUAGUUCACAGACUUCAGGAUCAGGGAAAUCACUUAUACAGGAAGUAUCUCUCUCACAGGAAGAUAUUAAAUCAUCAAGAGGCAAGGAACCAGAUUACAGAAUAGUGCAGGAACCAGCUGAAGGACAUCCAGAAUUUCUUGUGGCUGAAAUAAACCUUUCACAAGUGAAAGUUAGUAACAGCAUCAACCUAGAUCUUGGAGAGGAUAGAAUAUUACUACAAACAAGAUCAAAUAUUUACUACUUAGAUAUCUAUCUGCCAUAUUAUAUAGUUCAACAGGAGUGUGGAGCACAGUUCAACAGAAAAACUAGGAUUUUGACCAUAACAAUGCCAGUGGUUCCAGAAACGUGAUGCCAUGACAUUUUUUUAGUUUUCUAAUAAAUUGUUUCCAUAAUAUAAA
Messenger RNA from Ruditapes philippinarum (Manila clam), 1134 nucleotides. Its product is annotated as PIH1 domain-containing protein 1-like. Lineage: Eukaryota; Metazoa; Mollusca; Bivalvia; Venerida; Veneridae. Gene Ontology annotation, cellular component: R2TP complex; cytoplasm; ribonucleoprotein complex. Gene Ontology annotation, biological process: box C/D snoRNP assembly; rRNA processing. The transcript is spliced from 11 exons. The record is from RefSeq and is a predicted model, not a curated record. The coding region runs from base 165 to 1085 and encodes 306 amino acids.